Pochonia chlamydosporia 170 is the source of this 1650-nucleotide messenger RNA. Its product is annotated as kinase domain-containing protein. The record is from RefSeq and is a predicted model, not a curated record. Gene Ontology annotation, biological process: intracellular signal transduction; peptidyl-serine phosphorylation. The transcript has 3 exons. The coding region runs from base 1 to 1650 and encodes 549 amino acids. Gene Ontology annotation, molecular function: ATP binding; protein serine/threonine kinase activity. NCBI's taxonomy places the organism in Eukaryota, Fungi, Ascomycota, Sordariomycetes, Hypocreales, Clavicipitaceae.
AUGGUGCCGAAGCUACUCAGCAAACGCAGUAGCUGCCCAGUGCUAGAUCCAGGAGCCAGGAAAUCGAUCGUACCGCAGUCAAAGACGGAUGACCGAAAAGACGACGACCAAGCAGAGUUGAAUCCAGCCAAGGCUUGGCCUGGCAGUGUCAAGGUCCUGUCUGAGAUACGAAGUGCCAUUCGGGCGAUUCGGCGAACCACGUACAACUGCUCUGAGGCGUCGAAUGUACUUGAAUGGAGUCAACGGCGCUCAUCAUCUCCAGACUUGGACGGACGAUUCGGCAACCAGGGGACUGGAGGGAGUGCAACGCCAACUCCUCUGCGCAGAGCCAAGGGCCUGUCGCCAAAAGCUCUUGCCAAGAGACUCGGAUUUGAUAACUUUCCAACUCCAUCCAAUUCCACGGUAGUUCUACGCGGUUCUCUUCUACGACGGCGAACAUCUCUUCAAGUCAUGCCGAGUUCUCCUACACUUCCCCUCGGGGAUGCCGUCAGUUCGAUCUCGUCGCUGUACACGGACAAAUCAUCCAUUGUUGGAAACAUUUCAACUCGAAAGACAUCGAUGGACUCUCGAAUUUCUGAUUCCACCUCUAACAAAACGAGUCCAAAGCGACGUCGCAGCCGUAGGCACCCAUGGUCCAGGUCAAGUCCGGAUGGUGGCACGUUGCAGACAAUUGACGAGGGCUUCUAUCAACCACAGCCCACGAUUCUUACGGUUGAAAAGGCAGCAGCCGCAAAGGUAUAUCUGGAAACCUACUUUAACAGUCUUCUGAAUCGGCCCAAUACUCGGACUACGCGUCAGCAAUAUCUGGAAUCUCAACUCUACUACAGUCCACACUUGGAUCUGGAUGAAAAGGAUGUCAUCAGGCGGUCAUUCUACUACCAAGAGGCUUGUCAUUCAAGAGAAACACGCGUGAUGAAAACAAAGUCCCUCCUUUCUCUAGAUCGUCAGGACCUGUCGUAUGCGGAGAACUUUGAAUGCUUGAAGGUUCUGGGUCGGGGUAGCUUUGGCGUGGUCAAGCUGGUUCGCGAAAGGGCCAACGAGGCACACACCUUCCCGCAGCAACUUUUCGCAAUGAAGGUUAUACGAAAGUCAGAAAUGCUUCGAAGCUGCCAAGAAGGUCACUUGAGGGCAGAGAGGGACUUUCUCGUUGCCUCAGAAGGCUCCAAUUGGAUUGUCCCACUCGUAGCCAGUUUCGACGAUUUGACCAAUCUUUACUUGGUAAUGGAGUAUAUGCCUGGGGGAGAUUUCUUGGGUCUGCUGAUACGAGAGAACAUGCUUCCUGAGCCGAUGGCGAGGUUCUAUGUUGCCGAGAUGAUUCUAGCUGUUGAGGAGGCACACCGACUGAAGUUCAUCCAUCGUGACAUAAAACCUGACAAUUUUUUGAUAUCGGCAUCCGGACAUUUAAAGAUAUCCGACUUUGGGCUCGCGUUUGAUGGUCACUGGUCGCAUGACCUAUCUUACUACAACUGCCAACGAUACUCCUUGCUGGGAAAAUUGGGCAUCCGUGUGGAUGGCGAUGCAGAAGAUCAGAAGAAGACUUUCAAUAUUAGCUCGCAGAUACCUUGGCUACAAGCGAUGAAGGACAUUUUGGACCGCCAUGAAAGAAAAGUUGCAGGGGACGACAAUAGCUUGCCUGGCCUCCUGGGCUAG